Molecule: messenger RNA, 2076 nt
Organism: Manduca sexta (tobacco hornworm)
Lineage: Eukaryota; Metazoa; Arthropoda; Insecta; Lepidoptera; Sphingidae
Product: carbohydrate sulfotransferase 11
Exons: 4
Coding region: 282-1229 (315 amino acids)
Biological process (GO): carbohydrate biosynthetic process
Cellular component (GO): membrane
Molecular function (GO): sulfotransferase activity
Source: RefSeq, a predicted model, not a curated record
CGGCCAUUCGUUCAUUGUAAAUAUCAUUCAGUCGCGCUCGUAAUAUGAGUGGAGGUGUAUGUGUCGUAUGUAUCAAAAAAGUCCGACAAAAUAAAUUUUAUAAAUAAUUAACCAAUACAUAGAUCAAUCUUAUCACUGAAACUGAAAUAGUUUUUAAAUACAAUUCGUAUAAUGUGACUUUGCAAGGGGGAACAAUGCGAUACAGUGCAUGUCCUACAUUAAAAGUGCAGGCUAAAGUUCCGAAAGAAAGUUUUUGUUAGUGUUUUUUUUUUGUUCGGAAGAUGUACGCCGUGGACUCGAGAUUACUGUUGUUUCUGAACAUUUUAUUGUUCGUACAUGGUGAUGUGAGUGAUAAUGAAGUGAACGAACAUUCUUUGGAGUUGACCCAGUCGUUGAAUCUGGCUCGGCAAGAGCUUAUACAGGAAACUUGCAGACGGUUUCCCCCGAGAUGGGGGCUAGAUGAAUUACCGCGUAACCAACUUGAGCACGUUUUGGUUGACCAUAACCGCAAGUUGCUAUACUGCUAUGUGCCAAAGGUGGCCUGCACAAAUUGGAAAAGAAUCCUCAUGAUACUGGCUGGCAAAUGGAAUGACACGGAUGUCCUGUCAAUACCGGCCAGUUUGGCACAUACACCAGGAAUGUUCCGGAACCUUAGCACAUUCCCAAAACAGGAUAGGGAUUAUAUGCUUGAAAAUUAUCAUAAAAUGAUAAUAGUGAGGAAUCCGUUUGAAAGACUGCUGUCUGCAUUUAGAAAUAAGUUGGAGGGUGAUACUCAAAGUGCUAAGUAUUUUCAGGACCGCGUCGGUCGCAGGAUCAUCAAAGCGUUCAGAGAGAAUCCGACGAACGAAUCUCUCGAAUUAGGAAAUGACGUCACGUUCAAAGAGUUCGCCCUGUUCCUGACGAACAAGUCCGAGGAGUUGGCAGACGUCGUCAACAAUGAACACUGGCAGCCAAUAACCAACCUGUGCCAUCCGUGCCUCAUCAAGUACACUUUAGUUGGUAAAUACGAGACGUUAAUAGACGACUCGUUGCUAGCCCUGCACACGAUCAACGCAUCGCAUAUACCGUUCCCGCGGCUCGCGCACACGUCGGGCACUUCCGAGAAGCUCUACACUUACUUCUCCCAGCUCGACCUGCCGCUCAUCAGGCGGCUGUACAAAAUGUACAAGCAUGACUACAGAAUAUUCAACUAUGAUCUUGACAAUAUCGUCGGAUUUGAUUUGGGGUAACGUAAGACGUCGGAAUGUAUACUUGAUUCCUUAGUCUAUGAAACAGUAAUAAAAAUUGUGCGGUUCUUAUUUCGAUUUUUAAAUUUUAUAACGGUUUGUCGUUUUUGAAAAAAGAAUUGUAUGAUUUUUUUUUUGCAUAUUCACUUUUGUUUAUUUCUCAGCUUUAGUUUGCUCUGUUGCAAUUCUAAGUACCUUUAACGUCUUGAAAUACUGCAAAGAUCUUUAUUUUUCGGCGUAAAGUACAAUAUCUGAUGUAUUUAUGUAAUCAAAGUUAACUUGAAGGCGGUUUGAUUGAUAUUACGUCGUAAAACAUAUGCUAUUCAUUUUAAAAUAAAGUAUUAGUCAUAGCCGAACUUGAUUCCAAUUACUUUGAAGUUCAUAAUGUACAUAGUGACUGAAAAGUACAGUCGGCCACAAAUAUAGCCGAAAAAAGAAAAAAAAAUGUAAUCACAUUUUUUUGUUCCUAUCAACAAUGGUUUUCCUCUAUUGAAAAAAACUUGAAAGGGUUUACUUUAUUUUAUAUAAAAAAAGAUUAUUUAUUAUUGAAAUAUUCUUUUUUUUCCAUAAUUAUGUGGUUUCGUUUUGUAACGCCAUGUCAAAAUAACCCUGUAUAAAAUCCUUAUAAAUACAUUAUUUUGGAGUUGCAAGUAACGGAUAUAAGAUUACGUGACUUCGUAUCGCGACGUGAAAUAUGUUUUAAGUACUGACCAAAAUCAUGCAUCAAGUACAGUUAAUCCCAGUCGUAAAGAUAUUGCCGGCUUAUCUCGUCGCCAUGUGAUAUAUUUUGUAUUUAGGUAUGAUUUCGCGGACUUUAUCCGUUUUCAAUUUAUACGAUCGUUUUGAAGUA